This is a messenger RNA of Oreochromis aureus, 4045 nucleotides long. RefSeq names its product protein asteroid homolog 1-like. Lineage: Eukaryota; Metazoa; Chordata; Actinopteri; Cichliformes; Cichlidae. The record is from RefSeq and is a predicted model, not a curated record. The coding region runs from base 23 to 2374 and encodes 783 amino acids. The transcript has 4 exons.
CUUCACAACACUUUAAGGAAUCAUGGGGGUUUUAAAGUUAGAGGACUUGAUAGAUCAGAUACCUUCUCUCUGUGAGGAGGUUAACAUAGAAAAAACAGGUCUCAUCAUUGAUGGUGCAGCUCUGUACUAUUCUUUGUAUUAUACGUCUGAUCCAAAGCUGGACCAGCGCUGUGGAGGAGAUUAUCCUGGAUUCAAAGAUGAGGUCUGUAACUUUUUUAAGACUCUGCAGGACUGUGAAGUCACUCCGUACGUCUUCCUGGAUGGAGGCUUAGGAUCCGGCAAGCGUGAACAUUUUGUGUCUCAUCUUAAAAAAAAACUGGAAAAAGCAAAGUCAGUAGCAGAGACUGAGCUUGGCUGCAGUGUACAAAAAAGAUACAGGCCUAACGUCUUACCACCUCUGGUCAGAGAUGUCUUCAUAGAAAUCUUGAAGGAAAAAGGCAUAGAGUUUAAACAGUGUUUAGGAGAGGCAGACCCUGAGAUUUUUUUUGCUGCAAAUCAGAAACAAUGGCCUGUGCUGUCCAUUGACACAGAUUUCUGCAUCUAUGAUGUGGACAAAGGUUUCCUUCAUCUCAAACACUUUGAGUGGAAAAGCAAGAAGGAUGGAAAAAUUCCUGCUAAGCUCUACACACGUUCAAAGUUUUGUGAGCAUUUUAAAUUGGACCCUGCUCUCAUGCCAGUCUUUGCUUCAAUAGCAGGAAAUGAUUAUUCAAGAUUAGGUAAGGAAAUAUUUGCAAAUCACUCACCUUCACCUGGUCAAUACGACAUCAAACGACUGUAUGGUAUGCUUACAUUUUUAAGCGAAGUGAAGCUGGAUAGCUGUAAUGAUUCACAGAAGAGAGAACACGCUCUGCAAAAUGCUGUAAAUCACGUUCGUGAGAUCGAGGACAGAUCUUUCAAACUCUCCAUUCAAAAAUAUGUUGAUCCCAAAAAAAAUGAUCCUGACCUGCCAUCAUGGGUACGUCAAAAAGUUGAGCGUGGAGAUCUCUCCACUUUCAUCAUAAGUGUUUUAGAUCAGAAGACCAUGAUGCUGCCUGCUCUUGUGGAGGACUUUUCACAGCGCAGUAGUUACACAGCUGCUUACCGUAUCAGGCAGUACUUCUAUGGAGUGUUGACUGGAGGUCAGAUGUGCACUGAAUAUGACAGGGAUCAUAAAAUAGAUGUGCAACCUCUCCUGCCAAAUGUGAGCAGUGAUGAACAGGAGCAGCUGCAACUACAGCGUCUGCAUAAGGCUCCUGAGGGUUUGCGUCGCAGGGUGUUUGAAGAAGCUCUGCAGGUUCAGACUUCAGCCUUAGAAAACAUCCCCGACCAGCUGAAGCUGCCAGUCUGUGUGACUGUUUUCUGGUUCAAGAAUUUACAAAGUGACCCAAAACCUGAAACUGUCCACUGCCUCCACGCCCUCCUGCUGGGGUUUGUGUGUGACCGUGAUGGUCCAGAGGACAAGUUUGAGAGGAAGAUGAAAGCUUUAAAGGAUGCAGCUAUCAGGAGGAAAUGGCAGCCCCGUGUGGCUCAUGCUUUCAGCCAAUGGCUGUGCUGCAUGAGGCAGAGCCUCCACCUGAACCAGCUGCUGUGUUCCCCUCUACCAGAACCUCAGUGUGCUCGGCUUUACUGUGGAUCUCUCCUUCAUCGGCUGGCAGAUGAAGACACGAUUGAAGAAGUACAGAAAACACUGACAGGAGAAAAGAAGAAAUUAUAUGAUUAUUUAAAAACCAUUCUUAAUCCACCAACUACUGGGGAGGGGUCUUCAAGUGAGGAGCAAUGCCAACAAGUGCAGAACACUGAGGAAGAGGAGAACUCAGAUAAAGAUUUCAUAACCAUUCAAGACAAUUUACACAUUGUGGAAAAAACUCUGCUUAUUGGCGACUCUGUACUCAGAGAUGUGCAGCUAGAGACUCCAGGAACUGUGAUCAAUUGCAUUCCAGGAGCAAGAGCAGGUGACAUUGAAGCUUAUCUGAAACUGCUGGCUCAGAAUAAACAUAGAUUUGGGAAGAUUGUAAUUCACGUCGGCAGUAAUGACAGCAGGUUCAGUCAAUCCGAGGUCACCAAAAUUAGCAUUGCAUCAGUUUGUACAUUUGCCAAAACAAUGUCAGACACUGUAGUUUUCUCUGGUCCCCUCCCCUAUGAGACCAAUGAUGUCAUCUAUAGCCGCAUGCUGUCAUUGAACCGCUGGCUGUCUGAAUGGUGUUCAAAAAACAGCGUGAAAUUCUUAGAUAACUGGCAAACCUUCUGGGAAAACCCUGGUCAUAUUGUGGAAGAGGGCAUCCAUCCCACUUUGGAUGGUGCAGCUCUCCUUUCUAGACAUCUGGAUGAAUUUAUACAGAAUUUGGACAAGAAAGCAGAGUUAGGGUCUGUUGUCAUAGAGGCUGUGACUCCAUAACACAAAAGAGCCAAAACAGCUAAAUGUGGGUAACUAAAUAUAUUAUUUUUACAGUAGAUGUUAAGAACACAGAGAAAUGAAGUGAUGCAAGUUUAGGAGAUUAAUGGCUUCUUUUUAUUUUUGGAUAAACAUGAUGACAUUUUUAAAACUUAAAGUAAUGCAGAAAUAAAACACAAUCCUGCCUCAACAUUUAAUACAGCAAGAAGAAAAGAACAAAAUCAGGGAAAUAAAGAGCUGUCAGUUUGGUUUGUUUUACUUUUUUCAGUCAGGUGUUUGAACUGCACUAACUCAAAUAUAGUUUAUGAGCAGCAGGAAGCUGAAGAAAACAGGAACGUGGAUGCCAGUCAGGUGUUUAAUGAGCAGCUGAGAGAGGAAAGGAGGAACCUUUCAAGAAUUUAUCAGACAAAUCAUUUGGUAUAGACAAAUUUUUUUGUGAAAUCAAACAUCUUUUGAAGAUUAUUCUCAUCCAGAAAAACUGUAGUCUCUGUCGGAUCCGGUCCUCUUUAAAUUUUGGCAUGUUGAUGGUAAAAAUGUGUUUGUCUUACCCGUUCAGCUGGUGCUGUGCCUUCUGGAGUAUCUUUGUUGCUUCAAGGCCUUAACAGAGCUCAUUUGCGGACUUUUAGGAGUAAUCCUGUUUUUUCUGCAUCUGAGGCAGAAUCUCAGGUGGUGACUGUAAUCAGCCAUCUUACAUUCUGUUUGCUCAUACUGACGUACAGCACCUAAUCCUGUUAACUCCAUGAUUUCAUGCUGUUCUCCGGUGAUUUUCUUUUCAUCAGACCACCCCCCCUUUAUAUUAAACAAUACGUACUCACACCAGCUCAAAAUUUGAAGAGAUUAAAAAAUGAACCCGUUCGCGAAAUUCAACUCUAUAGACUUUAGUAUCACUCUUGGCCAAAAACAGUUGCUCAUUAGAGCCACAACUGUAUCCACAUGCUCAGUUUAACAAAUAUAGACUUGCACAAGCCUCAGUUUUGCUAGUCCAGGAAAUAAAAGGUGAUGAAAAAUAAAUAAAUUUUUAUUGAAUUAAAGUUAAUGGGAUGGCUCCCUCAGCAUCCUGUGCUCACCAGAUUUUAUUUUUCUCUCUCUUGUUUUGCGCUGUCUAAUGUCCCUGUGUGUGUGUGUGUGUGUGUGUGUGUGUGCUUCACUGGUGUUUGAUUGUAGGGGUGUUUAUUUCUGUUACGGCCCUUGCAGGGCCUCCUCCUGAAGUUGCCUGUGUGGGCGUGUCCUACGUCUCUCCUGCCUGAGGUGCUACCUUUUUCUUUUGAACAGCUGACUCCCGUCAGCAAUUAAAGGUAUUUAAGGCAGGAGAAAGGUGAGCUCUGGUUGUUGCAGCUAGAGAGCUAUGUUCAGUGAUUGUUUACUCCAGCUCUGUGGAGAGGAGUGUUUGGUGACCAAACUUUUUUUCUUUUUACUUACUUCAGUUUACUGACCAAUGUCUGAGUUGUUUGUUUCUUUAAAUGGUCAUAGCGGCUUGUCCUUCUCUAAUGUGUGUGUGUGUGUGUGUGUGUGUGUGUGUGUGUGUGUGUGUGUGUGUGUGUGUGUGCAUGUCAUUUGUAUUUCCAUGCUUUAGCCCGUACCUCAUCAAGUACAGGUGACAUGUUGUUAGGAAUUUUAUGCUUUGAGUUUGUAAAUACUAAUUUACAGUCUAAGUAAUAAAUUGUUUUAAAAGAA